CACGCUCCUGCCCUCCCUUAUUUUCUCCCUCCGUCUUUCUCUCUCUCUUCUCGCUCGUCCCGUGCCUCUGCAGUGGUUCAUUCUCUCCUGCGCCGGCUGCCGACACACGGCACCCCUCCUCUCCACCCCUCUGUCCACUCAUCCCAGCAUGCGGCACCUAAUCAGGGGUAAGACCGACAGCCUCUGCCCCGGACUUGAAGAGGAGCUCUACGGCUGCUGCUAAACAAAUGCAGCGUUUUCUGCGUCUGCACACACACUGAGUGACACAGACCAUCAGCGAGCCACUGCCGGCAACUGCGAGCCACAGAUCACGAGAAAAACGACGGAGGAGGUGCUCCCUCACUGGGACACACUGCAGAGGAGACUAGGAGGCACUCUUGGGAGACUCUUGCUCUUUACAAUUUUGGUGUGUUUUGAUUUUGCAACACCCCUCCCUCACAGCCAUCCCACCCAGGACACAUAUUCACCCAGCCGGCAACCAGACGGUCAAGUGGUCAAGUGAGCAGACAUGGAGUUGCAACAAGGCAGAAGAUCAUCCCAGCACAGGUGUGCAAGGUCCGGGGACACAUUACAUGCAGGUCUGGUCGUCACACUUUUGAUCGGAGUGUGGUAUGCCCAGGCAUUGGAGGUGACUACAGGAAAAGUUCAUUUCGUGGAGGUUUUGAAUGGAAGUUCAGUGCUCUUACCCUGCUCUUACUCAAGUUGCAUUGGGAUUAAAAAGCUUUAUUUUAACUGGCAUUUUAAAGACAAUGGAACAAUGGUUAAGCUUUGUGAGGCAACCAUCACAGCUGAAGGGGUGGAACCUCGCGUCAUGAUCUAUCACAUGCGGGUUGAGUUUGUUGGCUCCAGUAAGCAAAACAACAUUUCUAUCCUGCUGCACAACGUCACUUUUGAGGACCAGGGAGAAUACAUCUGCUUCGCCCGUAACUUUAAGGAAAAGGACCGCAACCACAGCGCCACCUACACUCUUUAUGUAGUAGAAGAACUGAAAGUGGUGGACAACACGCUGACGCUCAUUAUUGUGUCCGUGUUGGGGGGCGUCAUAGGUCUGAUCAUUCUCAUCAUGGUGAUAAAAGCUAUAGUCCAGACUGUUCUCAGCAAGGUCCAGGAAAAGAAUAAAGAGUGCCUUGUGAGCUCUACAGGGAAUGACAACACGGAAAAUGGCCUACCUGCUUCCAAAGCAGACAGCAAACCGACACCAAAGGCAUGAAGAUAAGAAUGUAUGUGUACAUAUAUGAGCACACGUGUAUAUGUAUACAUGCAUACAUACAUAUACCAGAAUGAAAGGAAGUCAUAACAACGGACAGUUUUAUUCUCUCUAUCUUAUAAAAAAAUGCUACCUAUAUAUAUUUUAGAUUGUGCUUGAGGAAACAUAUAAGAUGCCGGCUGGAUCAUACAACCUCUGCUCGAAAAAUAAUUGAUGGUACAGUGGUGUGCCUCCAUUCUGCUCUAACUUAUCUACACCCAUACACUGCCUUGUUCACAAACUGCCAAUCCGUUUUGAUGCUUGACAGCACAAGAUCCACGUCACGAAAUGUUUGCGCGAACUUUUCCAGUGCAACUUUACACACCUUCACAGUGCAUUCCAAGCGUUCCCGUUAGCGACGAUACAAAACGCCUUUGCGGAAGAAAAACAGACACGCAAACAAAGAAAACAAUUUACACGUAAACCACGGGUGCCUCUCGGAAUUAGAAUAUGUUUACCACAAACCCAAGCAGCUAACACACUCAGAUUAUUAACCAGUCCUACUAAAGUAAAUAAAGAGCAGGAUGUGAGAGCACUGGAAGGCCAAAAACAUUCUCGGGACAACUAUAUAGACGCCCUAAAAUGAGCUUGAUAGCAUAUACUGUUGGGGGCAACAGAGGUACCAUUAAAUGUCUCCUAUAUUACACUGGAAGUGUUAUAUUGGUCAACAGCUAAAAACAUGGUUUCUCUGCCAUCAUGGUAAUUGAUAAAAACAACAAAACUCUCUGUAGAAGUUGAGAGCGUUUACAUUAAGACCUGCCAUAUCUGAAAAUGCAUUGCAUUUUGGUACAUUUUAAAAUGAAAUUAAUUUGUAAGCAUUUGCAUGUGUUUACAUGGGGAAUGUUUCAGGCCAAGGAUGAAUGUUUUAAGGACUUUCCAGAAAUGCAGAUAAGGGGUAUACAUACAUGAUCCAGCCAAGCACCGUAUUGUUUUCUUUUUAUUUGAAUUUUUUGUUCUGCUUUAGAGAAACACAGGUGCCUGUAAACGCUUCAAGCUCCACAUGCUUCCCGGGAGCCUUCAAACGCUAUAGAAAUAGCUUAAACAAUGCUCACAUAAGAUGCAAAAAUACAAAAAAAGACAAAAAAUAUAAAGACAAUCCCCAAAAAGCAACUCCCUGUAGAAAAUGAAUGAUCUUCCAAUGCUGCUUUUAACAAUAAUAACCAAUAACUUUCUUAAAUGCAUGUAAACGAUUUUAUACAUCUAGUGUAUGUUUCCAUUUCUCCAAACUGUGUUUUCCUGUCUCUCCAGACAUAAAUAAUCCAUCAGUGCUUGUUAUGUGGUUGUAUGCCACCCGUGCUAAAAUGUCUUGUCUUACAUACAGUCUUGACAUGUGCCACUGUAGUUAACUGGUAAAGCUUGCCAUCCAAACGCCACAAGGCACCAAACAAAUGCGUUAAAUUUAAGCAUUACUGCCCCAUUGGGAAUUUUGCCUUUGGCAUUUGACUAGUAAGCUACAACAGCAAGCUACCUUUGUGAGCUUAACUGCACUUGAAAAAAACAAUUAUCCUCUCAAAUUAUUCAUCCAAUCAUAUACUAUACAGAUAAAACAUAUUUCUGUGACAAAAUGAACUUUGAAUGGCUAGUUAACGUCUUUGCCUAAGAGUAAUAACAGCUUAAACAAGCAUAUAGCAAGUGGUCUAAAAUGGCCACCAAGUUAGUCAGAUGGUUUGUUUGUUGAAUGGAUUAAAAGAUGGGACAUUAGGAUGGAAACACAACCAGCUAAAACCAAUUAACUUGGCAUAUAGCGUGGUUUAAACUGGUUUGACCUUUUUAGCAGGGCUAUAACUAGCAUUAGCAUAAACCUCCCCUGCUGAAAAAACAAUAAAACCAUUACAGAAAAUUCUAAUGGUUUCUAUUAAAAUACCAUUAGCUUUUACCAUUAAAACCACUACACUGUAGUGUGUUUUGGGCCAUAUUCCAUUAGAACCAAUACAUAGAACCAAUACAUACCAUUAGAGACCAACAAAAACCAAUACAAUGUAGUGUGUUUUGGGCCAUAUUCCAUUAGAACCAAUAAAAUUCCCAAUAAAACCAAUAAAACCAUUAGAAUUGUCUGUAAUGGUAUUAUUGUUUUUUUCAGCAGGGUCUCAAAUCCCAAGACAUUUAAUUAGCUUGUUGCUACUUCAAUACUAGGAAACAUAAAGAUCGACUACAGGAAUUGUAAGCAGUUUUAUCAAAACAAAAUGUUUAAUCUUGCAUUUAUUAUUUAUGAUUCAAGGGCCAAAACAAAAUGGCUAGUGGAAGAUUCAUUGUGGCAUAUGUUGUGUGUUUGUUGUUGUUGAAGCCAUUAAGUGCACAGCGCAUUCAAAUCCAUGUUGGCAUAUCAUAUCAGUGUACAUGAAAUGAAUGUCACUUUGCCGCAAAAAUGCAACAAAACCCUCACUAGUCUUCCCGCCAUAACCCAAAGAUGAAUGUACGCGGAGGCUGUAGUUAUGGCAUAGCAAAGAGGUGCGUUGUUUCUGGGCACUUUAUUUAUGUACAUCAACAUAACAGUGUUUAGAUUGCUCAUUAUAACUGUAGAGCGAAAAGCGAUGUAGUAUUUAUAUGCAGUUGAAUGCCUGCAUUGAUGAUACUGAGAUGUGGAAUAUGUGAUAUCAUAUAUAGUAUGGACAGAAAUAGUUAAUAAGCUUGAAUGGCUGUAUCUCUAAUAUGUGCACAUAUAUAGAAGUCUUCCAAUACACUUGACUAUCUUAUAGAAAUCAGGGGCUUCGGCAAUCUCAACAGUUUGGGAUGCUAGGCAGAGCAGUAUGAAGUCUUUCAUUCGUUUCGCCAGUCACACUUUAAGUACUUUAAGAAGGUCAUCAUGUCAUUGACUUAAAUCAUUAAAGGGAUAGUUCACCCAAAAGUGAAAAUUCUGUUCGUUAUUGCGAUGCGUUAUGGUAUGGUGCGUUAUGGUAAGAAAAUAUUUUAGUACUUUACAAUUCAAAUAUAAUUUCAGACACCACAAAAUAGCCAUUCUCUUAAAGGUGACAAAACCAGACUUUUUCCAUGUUCCAUAAGUGCUAUAAUUGGGUCCCCAGUGCCUAGAAAAUGUGAAAAAGAUCAACCCACCCAGGUGAAAAAGUAGUAUACUUAGUGUAUUAGAAAUAUGAUUGAAGUACAUGAAGUAUAAAACAAGUAUGCUUCUACUUGUUGUGCUUUAUUUAAAGAGUAUUUAAUAUGUACUUUUUAAAAGUGUACUUUUAGUGUACGCACAAAAUGUACAUAACUAUAAUUUGCGCUGCAAUGCCUUUUUAAGUGUAUUUCCAUUAAAAUGGCGAUACAAUGCAAUUAUACUGUAAGGGUGCUAAAUUGCUAAUGAAUUUUGAUUUUCAGUAGUGCAUUUUAGUGCACUUAAAGUUUAAAAAAAGUUGUUCCAUUUUAGUAUAUUAUUUACAAUUGAAGUGUAGUCAAAUAGAUAAUUGAAGUUAAUACAUAAUUGAAUACACUUGGAUUUGACGAAAAUAGUACAAAAUGUAGAAAAUAUAGUACACUUUUUAAAAGUAUAUUUUUAAUAGAAUUAUUUUUCACCUGGGCAGUAACUUAGUUUUGGUAAACCAUUCUAUGCAGGCAUGUGAAAAAAUAGCUCAUUUAAAUUUGGCUCCCCUUGUGAUGUCAGAAGGAGAUAAUACCGCCACUUACUCUGCACUAUCCAACCACGUCACUCCCAUUUAGUGCAAAAAUCAUCUCAUUUGCAUUUAACAGGACGCACCCAAAAUAACACAGUUAAUACUUCACAUAUGUACUCUGGGACACCAACGGUUGAUUUGAAAUCUUGAAAAAAAUCUUGUGAAAUGUCCCCUUUAAAUAGUGCACUAUUUAAUUUAAGGCAGCUCAAACAUGUAUUUUAGUCUAGGGUUGGCCCUGUCCAGAAAAAAACACCCUUUAAAGUUUAUACUUUUGUUUUCCAAUGAAAAAAUAACAGAGCAGGUUUUUGAGCAAUAUGUGGAUAUGACAGAAUUUUCAUUUUUGGGUGACGUGUUUCUUUAAAUAGCAUUCGUGAUUUGGAGAAAAGUUUUAUGCUGCUCUGUGUAUCAGGUGCACUGUAUAAACGUACUGUCGGUCAUGUGGUUAGUGUCCUAAUAGUUGUUGAGAGUCCAGCUGUUGUCAUCUGUGUGCUUGAACGUGUGGAGGCGAUACUGAUCACUUCCUCUCUCUUUUUUGUUUCUCUAAUAAAGUAUAUACAGAGGUUAGUCCGUUUCUUCGGGAUCUCACUUGGCCUUUUUAAUUCAUUUAUGUGUAAAGUUUUUAACAUGUGCUACUUGCAGCUCGUUGCCUUUUGUCAUUCGCAGUUAGUGUUUAUAGAUUACAACUAAUGCAUAAACUGAGAUUAUGUAGAGCAGCAAUACUGUAAAAAAAAGAAAGGAAAUAAAAACAGUGCCUAUGGGCCUAAAGAAUGAACUGUUGUAUGCAAAAAAAGGCAACUUGAACAGAUCUUUUGUGCGAUUUGAUUAUUUUGUACUAUAGUUUUUAACUGCUGAUUCAUUUUUUUUGUGACUUCAUAUGCAUAGAUCUUAUUUCUCAUAGUUUGCUUUAAAUAUUAAAUAUAUAUUGAUGGGGUUUGUAGCUGUAUCUAGAUGUGUUUGAGUCUGAGAGAUGUCUGCAGGAACGGAUGAGAUUAAUAAGCAAAAUCAGCAAAAAUAAGCAGGCUUCUGCUGUGUUGUUCUCUGAGUUUGUGCACUUAAAGGGAAACAGCAGGGAGAUUUAAAGAGAUACGUCUCAUUUAACAAACAGGAAAACCAUAUCAACUCCACAGUCUUCAUCUUAUUGCAAUGCAUGUAACAUACAUAUUUAAAGCUAGUAGCCUAAAUACUUACAGCUGCGUUUUAAAGCAGGCUUGAUCUUGGUUGAACAAUAAGUAUUUAUAAGGAAUACUUCAUGUGUGCUUUAUAUGCACAGUCUUUUGUCUGUAUUUUGAGGUGAGAACUUGCUGUACUGGUGAAAAGACAAAACCUUGCACUCUUUUAAAAAUCUUGUACUAUGUUCAUUUGAGAGUUUGGCUCUCUUCGAUUUGAUGGUCUGUGUUUAGGCAUAGAUUGGGAUUUUUUAAGUGUUGGUUCAGAAAAUAUGACUCUAAACUGGAUUUCACUGCCUGGGUGACUGAAUCAUUCUCACUGCCAAACUAAAAGAGCAGAGGUGGGCAAACUACAGCCUGCGGGCCACAUACAACAAGGCCCAUAGUCAAAUCAACAUAUAUUUGUAAGUCAUGUCAACUUUUCUUUCAAAAGCAAGUUGUAUUGACUUCAUAUUGCAUUUUUUACAUUGUAAUGUAUUAAAUAUAUUAGUAUUUGAGGAUUUUCUCCAAAAUGAAUAAUUUAAUGCAACACAAACAACAUCCUGUAGAUGGCGCAAGCCUGCUGUAUUCGCUAUAUUCAGAUAUUCAUAGUGGUGGAUAUACUGUAAAGUUAUAGUUAUCUACAUUAGUUAUCUACAUUAUAUUAAAGUUAAAAUGUGCAAACAUAAAGGAUUACCUUUAUUUAAAAAAAAUAAUCAUGGUUUAACUAUAGUAAGCAUAGUUUUUUUUACAUUUAUAGUUACAACAAAUUUACUAUGGUCCCGCCAUAAUAGUCUACCACCAUGGUAUUUGUUGUAAAACUUUGGUAAUCAAUCUGCCAAAAAACAUGGUUACUGUAUGGUUACUAUAAAUAAACCAUGGUUAAUUUUUCCCAAGGCUAGUAGUGGUUAAUAUGUCUCACAAAGAAAAUUGCAAUGAAAGUUAUUUCUUACAAUGCCAAAAGUUUUUUUUGUGUUUAUACAAAUCUAGGUGAGAUGAUACAAGGAACUGCAUGUCCAUUUAUAGAUACAGUACAGCAAAUGACUGUCAGUUUGUGAUAAAUUAAAAGGCUUUAUUUGUCAUGCACAUAGUAACCCAUCACUUCACAAAAAUUGGAUGUGGCCCUUGAGUUUGCCCACCCCUGCAAAAGAGUGUGAGCAAUGCUAUCUGCUCUAUCAACACAUUCCAGGACUCUCUGUCUCCCUCUGGUGGAUUUAAACACAACAAUUUUAAAAAGAUCAAUAGUGUCACACUGGCUAUGUUCAGAAUGAGCUUACACAUAUUACACAAUAUACAUUAAAUUAGGUCUUCUAUUCUUUUUAUAAAAUAGUGAUCAAAAGUGAAUCCAUAAACAAGUCAUAAUGGAAAUAGAAGAUCAAGUCAAAUGCAUUGCAUUGUUUUGUUUUCUGUGCUGUAUUCUGUACAUAUAGCAAAUGUAUACAGUAGGCCAUCUGGGAAUUUGGUAAAAAUAGCACUGGCAAUACUAUUCUGAAUAUAGCCAUUGUUAGGAACAAAUGUAGUUUUAGUACUCUUUGUACACGAAAUAGACUAGUCAAUUUUAGGACAUUUUAAUCUUAUAAGUAAAACAAGACAACAGUUUAAAGGGUAAAUAUAUUUUCAAAGCUUAAACAGAUGCCCUGCUUUACAACCCAUCAGUGCACCCAGGACAAAGUUCCCUAUUUUUGAUUCACUUCCUUAUUUUGUUGUUUUUGUGAAGGUCAAAAUAGCAAGUGUUUGAAUAACGGGCAAACUGCUAGAUUUUGAUCACUGGCUCUGACCGAGCACUUUAAAAGCGUACAAGCACACAUCAUGCACUCAGAAAAAAAAGGAAGGAAAAUGAACAUGUAUGUACAGCUUUUGUCUUUAAAUUUCCCUUUGUACAAAUGUCUGUCAUAUUCAUUUCUCAUGACUAUGCACCUCAGUAGAUUUCUCUGAAUUGUAUAGAAUAAACUAAUAAACUAAUGAAUAUAUCAAAAACAACACUAUAUGAAAUAAAGGUUUGCAUAAAAAUA
Messenger RNA from Misgurnus anguillicaudatus (oriental weatherfish), 8011 nucleotides. It is a transcript of the gene scn4ba, whose product is annotated as sodium channel, voltage-gated, type IV, beta a. Gene Ontology annotation, cellular component: voltage-gated sodium channel complex; plasma membrane. Gene Ontology annotation, biological process: regulation of sodium ion transmembrane transporter activity; cardiac muscle cell action potential involved in contraction; regulation of ventricular cardiac muscle cell membrane repolarization. The record is from RefSeq and is a predicted model, not a curated record. Lineage: Eukaryota; Metazoa; Chordata; Actinopteri; Cypriniformes; Cobitidae. Gene Ontology annotation, molecular function: sodium channel regulator activity; transmembrane transporter binding.